This is a messenger RNA of Macadamia integrifolia, 767 nucleotides long. RefSeq names its product flavonol synthase/flavanone 3-hydroxylase-like. Lineage: Eukaryota; Viridiplantae; Streptophyta; Magnoliopsida; Proteales; Proteaceae. The record is from RefSeq and is a predicted model, not a curated record. The transcript is spliced from 2 exons. Gene Ontology annotation, molecular function: dioxygenase activity. The coding region runs from base 60 to 569 and encodes 169 amino acids.
UCAAGUGUUCAACCCAAUUUGUACAAACAUUACCAGCCUAGAACUCUCUUUGAGAAACAAUGGAGGUGGAAAGGGUGCAAGCGUUGGCAUAUGGAGGGGUAUUGAAGGAGCUACCGGCGCAGUUUGUUCGUCCGGCAAACGAGAGGCCGGAGAACAGCAAAGCCCUUGAAGGAGUCAAAGUGCCUGUCAUUUCUAUGUUACAACCUGAUGAUGUUCUAAUGAAAGAGAUGUCAAAGGCUUGUAGUGAGUGGGGUUUCUUUCUUCUCACUGACCAUGGCUUCCCAUCUUCACUCGUUCAUCAGCUACAAGAGGUGGGAGAAGAGUUCUUCAAUUUGCCACAGGAAGAGAGAGAGAAAUAUGCCAAUGAUCCUUCUGCUGGGAAGUUUGAUGGGUAUGGAACAAAGAUGACUAAGAACCAUGAUGAGAAGGUUGAGUGGCUUGAUUAUUUCUUCCAUCAUAUCUGGCCUCCUGCCAAGAUCAACUAUGCCAUAUGGCCUCAAAACCCUCCUGCUUAUAAGGAAGUGAAUGAGGAAUAUGCAAAGGAAGUGCUAAGAGUAAGGGAGUUUUAGUAAAUAUAGGUUGAGUAUAAAAGUGUAGAAAACUGUAAUAGUGUUUGCCCGAUAGAUUCAGUAGAUUCGAUUGUCCAAUAGUUCAAACUUCAAACCAUUGAUCAAUCCAGACGCAGUAGAUCAAGAUUGGGACCUAGUUGAAGCACCCUAUGUCGAUUGGAGCAAGGAAGAGUAAUGGAUGAUCAGGCGAACUUUGAC